AGCAGUACAACCAUUUUACUUGGGAUCUUGAAUCAUAAUUUACAUAACUUCCUACAACAACAACCAAAAAAUAUUGCAUAGCUUUUAUCUUCUCCAAUUGAUUCUGGCUUUUCUUCUUUAAAUCUUAUACCUAUUCAAACAUAGUCUUGUGUCUUUAUAAGACUAGUUUCUUUGUCAAUCAGCUAUCUGAAUCUAAAUUUUGCAAACUUCUUUAAACUAGAAGAUGCCAUAUAUCUCUAUAUAAUAACUUCAUAAAUCCUUUCUUUUUGUUCCAACUGAUCCAGGCCCUAGUAAAUUUAGUUCACCUUCACACAUGGCUUCCAAUGAAUGGUGCUAUUCUUCAGAAGAAAGCGAUUCCGCUGAUGCUGUUCUGAACUACAUAGGCCAGAUUCUUAUGAAAGAAGGCCUAGAGAAUGGAACCUGCGUGUUCUCUGAUGCUACUCUUCAAGCUGCUGAAAAAUCCUUUUAUGAUGUACUUGGUGAGAAAUAUCCAUCCUCAAUCAAUCAAACCCCUAGCUUUUGCAAUUGUUAUGGUUGUAAAAACAAUGUCACUGCUAACAACGCUGGUGAAUCCAGCUCGGUUUGUGAUCUUUGUCAGCAUAAAUCCUGUUAUGUUCUAGCUCCACCGGUUGAGUGCACCUAUCAGUCCAACUCAAGCUCCAGGAUGCAGUCGUUUAGCCCUCCAAGCAACUUUUUCAGUACUGUUGGUUAUAGCCAAUCCUUUCUGCCAUGUAAGGAUGCUACAAAGGAAACUUGGGGAUUGCUACCACAGGGUAAUCGUAUGAAUUUAUUGGUGGAGAAAGGUAAGAAGGAUCAAUCAGCUAGUAGACUGAUGGAAUUGAAAAAACAUCACCAAAAGCAUCAAAUUGAGUGUGAGCCACGAAGGAAAAAUAAGCAUUUGGCAGUAUAUAAUGAAGUACCUGAUGAGCCAUCAGAAAUGUUUGAUAAAGUAUUGCUAUUCAACAAUGAAGCUGAUGAGUCCGCAGUGUAUAAUCCUGAAGCCUCACAAAUUGGACGAGGAAAAGGCUCCAAUUGUGAACCAACCCGCCGGAGAAAACGAGUUAAUAAAAAAGAUUUUGUUGAUCUCAGGACUCUACUUAUGCACUGUGCAGAAGCAAUGGGAAACAACGAUCUCAAGGGUGCAAAUGAAGUGCUACUACAGAUUAGGCUGCACGCUUCUCCUUUUGGUGAUGGGUCUCAAAGGCUAGCUCAUUGCUUUGCUAAUGCCCUUGAGGCACGCUUGGCCGGCACUGGAAGUGAGCUGUAUGGAGCACUGUCUGCAAAGACAAUGUCAUCUACUCAUAUGCUAAAACCUUACAGGUUAUUUGUUUCAGCCUGCCCUUUCGUGAGGAUCUCAAAUUUCUUUACAACACAAAUGAUUAUGGACCUGGCAGAGAAAUCAACUAGGCUUCACAUCAUUCAUUUUGGUAUUCUGUAUGGUUUUCAAUGGCCUGCUCUUAUCCAGCGCCUCUCAGAAAGACCCGGCGGGCCUCCUGUGCUACGCAUUACAGGAAUAGACAUUCCUCAACCUGGAUUCCGACCAGCAUCAAUGAUCGAAGAAACAGGCCAGCGCUUAGCAAAUUAUUGUCAGAGAUUUAACGUCCCUUUUGAGUUCAAUGCCAUAGCACAGAGAUGGGAAACUAUCCAAGUCGAUGACCUCAAGAUUAACAAAGAUGAGGUAACAGUUGUUAACUGUUUAUACCGUUUUAGGUACCUACUUGAUGAGACGGUAGUUUUAAGUAGUCCUCGAGACACUGUUUUGAAUUUGAUUAAGAGGAUUAAUCCAGAUGUCUUUUUCCAUGGGAUUGUUAAUGGGGCCUAUAAUGCACCAUUUUUCACUUCAAGGUUCAGGGAGGCACUGUUCUUCUUCUCUGCAGUGUUUGAUAUGCUUGAUGAAAAUGCAUCCCGUGAAGACAAGGAAAGGAUUGUGUUUGAGCAAGAAAUAUAUGGAAAGGAGGUUUUGAAUGUAAUAGCAUGUGAAGGGGCAAAGAGGGUUGAAAGGCCAGAGAUGUACAAGCAGUGGCAGGUAAGGAAUAUGAGGGCUGGGUUGAGGCAACUUCCACUGAACCAGGAGAUUGUCAACAAAGCGAAGGACCAAGUGAAGUUAUGUUACCACAAGGAUUUCUUGGUGGAUGAAGAUAGCCAGUGGUUGGUACAAGGAUGGAAGGGGAGAAUACUCUUUGCUCUCUCAUGUUGGAAGGUUGCCUAAAAAAGGGAAUGACAAUGGUUCACGAUCAACAUUUGUCUUUUCCUUCUCUUAAUUAGCGGCUGACAUUCUGUCUUUGAAUUUUCAUAGUGUUAACUGUAUUUAUUUAUGGUGUGGCAUCUAUAGGACUUAUUAGACAUAGGUUGAGCAGACUUGCUCACAGAUUGUAUUUCAUGUACAUGAUAUAUGCAAAGCGUGCGGAUCCUAUAGUAAUGUGGGUUUUACACUCUGAGUAUGCAGACCAUGUAUAAGAUACCUUCCUCGAUCACUCUUUUACACUUUU
Messenger RNA from Quercus robur (English oak), 2489 nucleotides. Its product is annotated as scarecrow-like protein 14. Gene Ontology annotation, molecular function: DNA-binding transcription factor activity; sequence-specific DNA binding. Lineage: Eukaryota; Viridiplantae; Streptophyta; Magnoliopsida; Fagales; Fagaceae. Gene Ontology annotation, cellular component: nucleus. The record is from RefSeq and is a predicted model, not a curated record. The coding region runs from base 314 to 2209 and encodes 631 amino acids. Gene Ontology annotation, biological process: regulation of DNA-templated transcription. The transcript has a single exon.